This is a messenger RNA of Emericellopsis cladophorae, 1728 nucleotides long. RefSeq lists its product as uncharacterized. Lineage: Eukaryota; Fungi; Ascomycota; Sordariomycetes; Hypocreales; Bionectriaceae. Gene Ontology annotation, biological process: GPI anchor biosynthetic process. The transcript has a single exon. Gene Ontology annotation, cellular component: endoplasmic reticulum. The record is from RefSeq and is a predicted model, not a curated record. The coding region runs from base 1 to 1728 and encodes 575 amino acids.
AUGGCCGUCGCGACAUUCCUUCGGCGAGGCUUCUGCCUCGUGCUACCACUCGCAUUGGCCUGCAGCAUCUGGCUGUACCUGUAUCCCGUUUUCAAGGGCUGCGCGUUCCCGAUUGCCUCGCGCGACGCCAUAGAGGCCUUUCAAGAGACGAAAAAGCUACACUGGCCGUACGCGGAGCCAGACAAUGAACUGCCCACAGCAUUGGCCCCCUUCCGACUCCUCGCCCUGGGCGAUCCGCAGCUCGAGGGCGACACCUCCAUACCGAUCAAGACAUUCGGCUUCUUGCCGCACCUGAAGAAGAUAGCCAAGAACGUGGCCUUUCGAUCCAAACAUUCAUCCCUCCGCGAGCGCAUACGCAUGACCCUGCACGAUACGGUCGACUUUUACUUUGAGGACAUACCCAACGUCCUCGAGUCGAUCCGCAAGGUUAUCGAUCACUUCUGCAACGACUUCUACUUGGCGCACAUAUAUCGCACGGUGCACUGGUGGACGCGGCCGACUCAUGUGACCGUUCUCGGAGACCUUGUCGGCAGUCAAUGGAUUGACAAUGCCGAGUUCGAAAGGCGAGGCAGACGGUUCUGGAAUCGUACCUUCAGUGGCGCUGAGAGGGUCCCCGACGAGGUGGCGCUCUUUCCACAGAGAGAAUACGACGUGUCGGGCGUUUUGUCCAACUCGGUAGAGUCUGGCGUCUGGACGAGACGCAUCUUGAAUGUUGUCGGGAACCACGACGUGGGGUAUGCAGGCGACCUGACAGAGGAGAGGAUGGAGCGUUUCGAGCGUGUGUUUGGCAAGGCCAACUACGAGCUUCGCUUCGAGCUGCCCGUCACAGACCCCGAGCUGAACAAGACCAUUGUCGACGAUGAAACGAACCCAGAAUCUCUCCGACUGCGGCCCGAGAUCCGCAUCGUGCUGCUCAACGACAUGAACCUGGACACGCCUGCCAAGAGCUCCGUCUUGCAAGACGCGACCUACAGCUACGUCAAUGCCAUUAUUGGAAACUCCCAUGCUGUCGAGUUUCAGGGUGGCUUCACCAUCAUACUGACGCACAUCCCCACGUACAAGCCCAAGGGCAUCUGCGUGGACGCGCCCUACUUCGACUUUUAUCCCUCGUCUGAAGGCGGGGGCGUCAGGGAGCAGUACCUGCUGAGUCCCGAUGCCAGCAAGGGCUUCUUCGAAGGGAUCCUGGGCGUGAGCGGCAAUACGAACGCUGACGGCAAGGGCCUUGGCCGUCCCGGCGUCAUACUGAAUGGCCACGAUCAUGCCGGUUGCGACACAUACCACUUUAUCAACCAGACCAACGGUACGACGCAAGCAGACCGCUCUUGGGAGCACAUUACCUGGGAGGACGCCCAGGCACAGGAGAUACCAGCCAUGCCCGGCCAUCCAGGUCGUCGAGAAAUCACCGUGCGUAGUAUGAUGGGUGGCUUUGGCGGCAAUGCUGGCCUGCUGAGCCUGUGGUUCGACUGGGAGGCCUGGGAGUGGCGCUUUGAGUAUGCGGACUGUGCGCUGGGCACGCAGCACUUUUGGUGGUUCACGCACAUUGUCGAUGUGAUUGUGAUAGCGUUGGCCGUGGCGUUUCUCGGCGUCAGGGGGCUCGAGGCAAACGGCGUUAAUGUGGACAAGCGAGCUUGCGCGCUUGUGGCAUUCCUGCGCAAACGAAACAAUGAGUUAUGGACACGAGGCACGAAGACGACGGCCCAAGCGAGUGGGACGCCAAAGGCCGCAUAG